GAGGGCUGAUCACGUGAAGGAUGAGUGAAUGGAGUUUGGCAGGGUGCGUUCAACCUUCAACAGUCACUCUGGUGCGCUGUGGCGAAGAACCCGGAGCGUCACUUCUUUUCUGAUGGAGAAGAGCCGUCUGCCUUGGAUCCUCCUCCAAGUCAAGUUUUUCAUCACUGCCUAGAAAUACUUAAUUCGGAAGACUGAUCAGUCCACCUCGAAUGUCUUCCUUUUGCCGGCAGUGGGAGAAACUUAGUGACAUGUAGAAAGGAUUAAGAGUAAAAGGAAAGAAAAGACCAAGGAAGCAAAUGUGGAGACCCUAAAACCAGAAAUAGAAAUAAAGAAGCCAGGAUGAAAGGGAUGGGGAAGACUACAGAAAAUAAAAGCCCAGGGGAAUAAGAGAAGAGAGAGAGAGAGAGAGAGAAAGAGAGAGAGAAAAUAGUGAUUUACUGCUAAGAAAAGUUUCUCUCCUAAGUUCUGUAGGUCAAGAAGUCAGACAAGGCACAGAGCAUGGAAAGGAGGUAGGAGACGCCCAGUGAGCAAUCCUCAAGAAGCAGGAGCUCAGCCCGAUGGGAGUGAAAGUCCACGCCAUCUUGGUCUCUGCCCUGGUCUAUUUCAUCCAGCUUCUUCCUUGGGCAAGAUGUGAAGAGAACUGUGUCAGUCCUGAACAUUGCCUGACCACAGACUGGGUACAUCUCUGGUAUAUAUGGUUGCUGGUGGUCAUCGGAGCGCUGCUUCUCCUGUGUGGCCUGACUUCCGUGUGCUUCCGCUGCUGUCUGAGUCGCCAGCAAAGGGGGGAAGAUGAGGGCCGGCCACCCUACGAAGUGACGGUCAUCGCUUUUGAUCACGAUAGCACUCUCCAGAGCACGAUCACUUCCCUGCAGUCAGUGUUUGGCCCUGCAGCUCGGAGGAUCCUGGCGGUGGCCCACUCCCACAGCUCCCUGGGCCAGCUGGCCUCCUCCGGGGACACCCUCCCUGGGUAUGAGGAAGCUCUUCACAUGAGUCGCUUCACCGUUGCAAGGUGUGGGCAGAAAGCACCUGACCUACCCCCAGUGCCAGAAGAAAGGCAGCUGCCUCCCAUGGAGAAGGAAUCUCCUCAAGUAGAACACUCUUCAAAUUGACGGGAACUUUGGUUUUAUAAAUAGGAUGGGGUAUCCCUACAGUUGGUAAAGAUAGACAAAUGGAGCUUUUUUUAAAUUACCUUUCAGAAGAUUUAGGAUGACCUCUAAACACCAUUCGGUAGGAAAGCUGGAUUCCAAGUCUUCAUUUCCAGCCACAUAUAUAUUCUGGUGUGGAAUGCUCUAAUCAGGAACUUCCAUUCUUUAUCCAAUACCAAAAUUUGCAGCUAA
Phyllostomus discolor (pale spear-nosed bat) is the source of this 1337-nucleotide messenger RNA. It is a transcript of the gene TMEM52B, whose product is annotated as transmembrane protein 52B. The coding region runs from base 558 to 1109 and encodes 183 amino acids. The record is from RefSeq and is a predicted model, not a curated record. The transcript has 5 exons. Lineage: Eukaryota; Metazoa; Chordata; Mammalia; Chiroptera; Phyllostomidae.